AUGGAAGUGGGUAUCACUGGCAUGUGGGUAUACUCGGCAUGUGGAUAUACUCUGCAUGUGGGUAUGCUCGACAAGUGGGUAUACUCUGUAAGUGGAUCUCGACCUGCCAGAACUGACAAGUUCUCGAACCAAAACACCUACACGAAAUGCGUUGAUCUUCCGGUCCUAAACUCAUUCCUCCACUGGAACUACAGCACGUCGCACCAGCUCGACCUGGCGUUCAGACACGUGGGCGCCACGGCCUCCGAGUGGAUCGCUUGGGCCAUCAACCCAUUGGGACUCAAAAUGAUAGGUUCUCAGGCCCUCGUCGCUUACCAAAGACCAGACGGACCGUUCUACGCUUACGCGUCGCCGAUCAACAGCUACGACACGGAGCUGCAGGAGGGGAGAUUGAGCUUCAGCUUCUCCGCGCUGUCGGGGACGUUCGCGAACGGCGAGAUGACGAUAUUCGCGUCGCUCCAGCUGACGAGCGACGUGGUGACGAUCAACCAGGUGUGGCAAAACGGUCCCUUGAAUGGCGGCACACCGGCUAUACAUCCUAAGACCCCGGAUCAUCUCGCGGCGCUGGGGAUUCUGAACCUUGUCACCGGCGCUGCUAGUUAA
Syzygium oleosum is the source of this 603-nucleotide messenger RNA. Its product is annotated as cytochrome b561 and DOMON domain-containing protein At5g47530-like. The record is from RefSeq and is a predicted model, not a curated record. Bases 1 to 603 code for a protein of 200 amino acids. NCBI's taxonomy places the organism in Eukaryota, Viridiplantae, Streptophyta, Magnoliopsida, Myrtales, Myrtaceae. The transcript has 2 exons.